This is a messenger RNA of Anopheles cruzii, 11725 nucleotides long. It is a transcript of the gene hyd, whose product is annotated as E3 ubiquitin-protein ligase hyd. The coding region runs from base 1 to 10836 and encodes 3611 amino acids. Gene Ontology annotation, cellular component: nucleus. Gene Ontology annotation, molecular function: RNA binding; ubiquitin binding; zinc ion binding. The record is from RefSeq and is a predicted model, not a curated record. Lineage: Eukaryota; Metazoa; Arthropoda; Insecta; Diptera; Culicidae. The transcript is spliced from 15 exons. Gene Ontology annotation, biological process: protein polyubiquitination; regulation of double-strand break repair; DNA damage response.
AUGUCGACGUUACAUUUCGUGGUUCAUCCGCUUCCGGGAACAGAGGAUCAGCUGAAUGACAGAAUACGGGAAGUGGCGGACAAAAUCAACAAGUUCGGCGUACAAACACUGCCCGGACUACAGUCACUGAAGGUGCCGGUCAAGCAAAUCGUAAUUGGCCCCGCCCAUCUCGGCCUACUGCUGGAGGAUGGUCGUGCAUUUCGCGUUGCCUUUUCCAUCAUACCGGAGCGGCUAGAUUUGAGCAAACAGGACGCCGCAAAGGCUGGCAGUGGCGCCGGCGGUGUGGCUACCGGUGGUGGUGGUGCUGGAGGCGGUGGUGGUGGCGGCGGAGGUGGUGGAGGGGGCGGCGGCGGGGGUGGUGGUGGCGGUGGUGGUGCCGGAAAUAGUGGUGGCGGAGGAGGCGGGAGCGGCGGAGGAAAUCCUUCCGGGCAGGCGAAUAACAAUUCGAAAACCACUCCCACCUCUCGCCAAUGCCGGUCACGAGCCCGGAUCAUGCGGACGAGCAGCUCGGUGCGGGCUGGAAGUGGCUCACAAGGAUCGGGAUCGCGCAGCACGGGCGUUAUUAUGGGCGGAGGAUCGUCCGGAAGUCGGUCCAUAGUGUCCGUACCGGCACCCUUCGUACCGGAAGAACUGAUUGCCCAGGCGCAGGUAGUUCUGCAGGGCAAAAGCCGCAACCUGAUCAUCCGUGAGCUGCAGCGCACCAAUCUGGAUGUGAAUCUGGCCGUGAACAAUCUGUUGUCGCGCGACGACGAAGGCGGCGACGAUGCGGAGGAGGGUAGCGACAACUAUGUGGCCGAAGAUUUGAUAUCCCUGUUGGACGGUGGCUUUCAUCCGGACAACAGUGUGAUAAUCGACGCCGAAGCUAUGUUCUCCGAAGAUGUGUUCGGAUUUUCCAACAUUAGAAAUUUGAUGCUCUACAGUCGCGCCCGUAGCGAAAGAAACCAAAACAAUUCCUCGUCUGCCGGUGGUGGUGCGGGCGGUAGUGGUGCGGGUGGUUCCGCUGGCAACGGAAAUGAUGGAGUUCCCAGCAUAAGCCGUUCCGGCGGUAGCGGUGGUGCGGUCGGAAGCAGCUCUUCGGCCGUCAUUUCCGGAUCAGGCGGCCAAUCAGGAGGCCCUUCGGGUAGUGGCGGAGCGGGAGGAAGCGGUAGUGGCAGUGCCGGGGGACCGUCUGCCAGCGGUGCCGGACUCAUUAAUCCGGAACGGGAAGGAUUCGGUCGCUGGCGGGAUCGCCAGUACUUCGGACCACGCCGCUGGCUGCAGAGUGGAGGCCGAGAGGAUAUCUGGGAAAAGGAUGUGGGUGACUCCAAGAAGAAGGACUACGCCUCGGGCUACCCACUGUGGGUCUCGGAAGAGCUGGAAGCGUGGCCCGAGAAGGAUCAUCCCGUCCGCUUCACGGAGAUUGCAUCGCUCUACUCGGAGUUUAUCGGGGUGACGGCACGUGGCGAGCUACAUCAGUGGCGCUGGGCUGACCAGGAACCGUACCGCGGCUGCAACAGCAGCACCGGCGACUCCUCGUCAUCAUCAUCGUCCGCUCCGAACCCGACGGUGGUGCAUCAUCCCAAGACCGUGGCUCUCAACCUGCAGUACGAGAAAGUAACGCACAUUUCCGCUGCCCUGAUCCGGUGCUCGGUAGCAACGGAAGGUGGCCGAAUUGCCACCUGGAUGGACGAACUGCUCGGUUACGCUGGCAACAAGCUGGAACACGUCGCCACCAACUAUCCUGAGUUUGCGCUCGAUCGGAUCAUCUCGCUGCACACUUGCACGCUGUACACGGUGGCCCGCACCGAGAGUGGCGAGCUGUUCUGGUGGGGUGUGCUGCCAUUCGGGCAGCGGAAGCGCCUCUGGGACCGGUACAAGGCGAAGGCGAAAAAACCGGUCCGCCCGAGCGUAAACACCCCGGAAGUGACGGUUGGAGCGCAGGUGUGCAUGAAGAGUUGCCCAAUGUAUCAGCACGGGGCGAUCGGGUUUACGAUCAUGAACGGGGUGCCCAAGGUAGGCCAGCUCAUGAACGCGGCCUGGGACCUCACGAACGUGUGCCGCUUCAAGCUGCUCUCGAUGUCGACACUUUCGCAACAGUUGGCAGCUAGCACCGGCGCUGCUGGUGCAGGUGGCCUCGUAAUUGACCGGCUUACUGCGGUUUCGAUAGGGGGAAUAGGAUCUUCCGGUGCUGGGUCGAAUAUUUCCGGAGCACUGGGCCUAAGCAGCGCUUCCGGUGGCGGAGUAGCAGGUGGAGCCGGUGCAGGAAGUACCGUCAGCGGUGGAAUGUUGCUGGAGAAGGCGGACACUAAGGGAGGACUAGGUUCCGGUUCGUCAUCCGGAGCUAGCGGCAGCGGCAAUUCCAGCGCAGGAGUCGGCGGUGUUUCCGGUACGGCUACGGUACCAUCCUCGAAACAGUCCGCCGGUGCCGGAAACAAAGAAUCCGCCGAUCGGCUCGAUAUGCCGCCACCGCCUUCGCCUGCUUCUAGCACGUGCAGCGACACGGGCAGUGUCACGAACUCACACAAACGUCCCAAGCGGAUGACGAUGAAAGAAGAACCGGACCCGAAGAAGGACGAAGAACAAUGGUUGCUGAAGGAAGUGAUUUUCGUGGAAGAUGUUCGCUCCGUUCCGAUCGGUCGCGUCUUGAAGGUGGACGGUGAUUUUGCUGCCGUUAAAUUCCCACCACCCCCGGGCACAGUACCAGCGUCCGCGGCGUCCUCGAGUAAUGGAGGCAGCAACAGUAAGGACAAGUUUGAUGACAGCAUCGAAGCGUGGCAAGACUGUCGGCUGCUCCGUAAGGACGACUUACAGGUCAUAAAAUCGGCUACGACUCCGAGAGUACCAGACUGUUUCCAGAAGAUACCGCGCCGCAUCGUCCUUAAUCCGACCCCGGCGCCCAGUGGUGCUGCUGAUGGGGGCGGUGGUGGUAGUGGCGGUGGAAGUAACGCCACCUCACAAAUGUUAACAAUCGCCGUCGAUUCGAAAGGCAUUCACGCAAUAAUGAAAACCGGCAAUCGAGUGCACUAUUCGCUGUUUAACUUGAACACGGGUCGUCAGGAACAGGACAGUGCUUUCCCAACCGAUAUCGGUUCCUUCCUGGGGGCCUCACCGACCGAUGUUUCGCUGACCUGCGCCGGUGAUUGCUCCGAUUCGGUGCUGUUACUUCGCGAUGGCAACAACACGCUGUACCCGAUGGCGAAGGAUUGUGUCGAUGCGAUUCGUGACCCGAGUUGGCUCGAUCUGCCACCGAUCAAGUGCAUUGCGGCAGCCUCGCUCACGCUGCCGUCGGUCGGUGUCAAUCUGAAGUCACAGGUUGCGCUCGUCGUUCUGGCACCGGAGCAGCAGCAUCUGAUGUCGAAGAUUUUGCGCUGCGAUGUUGAAGGCAUUCGGCAGCUGUUGGCCCACCUGACGGCGGACGGUGAGCUGAGAGGCGGUCAACUGACGUCCAUACUCGAGGAGCGCACCGACGGUAACCGUAACAUCCUGCACGCCUGCAUCAGUAUGUGCUCUCCGACCUCGAACCGUGAGCAUGAUUUGCAGGCGGGAAGCAGUUCGACGGCGGGUGCUACGGCCGGCACCGGUGGUGGCGGUGUAGGAACUCCCAAUGGAGGACCCGGGUCUGGGUUGGAAACGAUCAACGUCAUAACGAAUACGAUGAUGGGCAAUCGGCCAGUGAGUAUUCGGGAGAUAAUGCGACGGAACGUGGCAAACCGGGAGAUAGACGGUGGUUCACUCGGAGGAAAUUCCGGUGGUGGAUCUGCUGCGGGAGGACAGAGUAGUUCCUCGGCACCGCUAGCUGUCCAGGAGGAUCCUUCGGCCGCUGGCAACUCGAUGCCCUUAGUGUACUGGCCACAGGAGUAUGACCUUACGAUCGGAGAUGAAGACAGUCUUGGAGGGUUGAACAAUGCAAUGUCCGGUGGCGGCAGCACGUCUUCGUCACUGUCUCAGCAUGGAUCUCACUGCCAGCAGCAGCAGCAGAACGCACAUCAGCAGUCGGUUGCCGGGGGACACCACGCAGCAGGGACAGUAUCGUCCAUGUCUCCGCACAUGAGCACCUCGGCGGCCCCGAAACCGUCGAUGUUGUCCAUCGCCGAAACGUACGUGGCCGAUGCCAACGAGCGGCGCACCAACGCGCAGGUGAUCGUACACCUGCUUUGCGAAACGCCCGUACUUCAGCCGCACCUGCGGACGCUGCUGAGCGAAAAGGAUGCACAAGGACAAACGCCUUUCAUGCUGGCCGUAACUUGCCGUGCCUAUCAGGCCGGCAUCAGCGUCUUCGGGGCCAUUCAACGGCUUGCCAAUGGGGACGCGGAAGUGCGCGAUUCGAUGAUCUUUCCGUCCGGAUCUGCGCCCGAUCAGUCGCCGCUCGGCAUUUUGUGCUGCAACGACACCUGCUCGUUCACGUGGACCGGGGCCGAUCACAUCAAUCAAGACAUUUUCGAAUGUCGCACGUGCGGUCUCACCGGAUCCCUGUGCUGCUGUACGGAGUGUGCCAAGGUGUGCCACAAGGGCCACGACUGCAAGCUGAAGCGUACCUCUCCGACGGCGUACUGUGACUGUUGGGAGAAGUGCAAGUGCAAAGCGCUGAUCGCUGGCAAUCAGUCGAAACGGUACGAGUUGCUGUGCAAGAUGGCAAACGAGACCGAUCUGGUUACGCGAUUCAAUUCACGCGGAGAAUCCAUUCUUCUGUUUCUCAUCCAAACCGUCGGCCGGCAGAUGGUCGAGCAGCGCCAGUACCGGGCCACCUCGCGCGUUCGUUCGUCGUCAGGAAAUGCGCGCAAAACGCCCAACCUGGAGUCGGAUAAUGAGAUGCCGGAGCACAACCUGGAACCGCCCAGAUUCGCCCGGAAGGCGCUCGAUCGGUUGCUGAACGAUUGGCCGGCGGUUAGGGCAAUGAUACUGACCGGGGCCGAACAAGAGAAGCCGAUCGUUCCGAACGCCAACAACCAACCGUUCUACGAUGACGACAAUCAGCAGGUGUAUCUGCAGUCCCAGAGCGGCACGACGCUGCUGGACAAGUUUACGCACAGCUUGAUCGUGCGCUGCAGCAGCGAUCCGUUGGAGAAACUGUUGUCCACGCUGGUGAGCGAGCUUCAGAACGAAACGGUUCCGGGGCGGACGGAAGAAGCACAAAAGGUGGCGCGCCGCUUCGUGCGGUCGGUGGCACGCGUGUUCGUGAUCUUCAGCAUCGAGCGGUUCCAUUAUCCGGAGAAGCAGAAAAACUCGACCACGCAGGCCAAGCAUCUGCUGGCGUAUCGGCGCGUGUUUACGACGCUGUUUCGGUUCGCUAUCGAAGAGCUGGUGGAAAUCUCCGAUGCCCUCAUCACACCGGUUCGGCUGGGUGUCGUGAAACCGAUCGCACCAUUUAGCCUUUCGCUAAGUAAUGUAGAUAGUACGGACGAUCUCUUUUCGGUGGAACCGCUAGCGCCUCCAUCGAACCGUGCCGGAGGGAGCACCAGCAUCGUCCAGAUCGCAAAUGCAACGGCCAAUGUACAUCUGGGCGUCGAAGCGAUGGACAGCGAACGCUCAUCGUCCGGGUUCAUUUCGCGCAUCAACAUUCGGAUGCGAGACAUCGACGACAACAAUGACACGGACGCGCUUGUGCAAGACGAUGGUGAAACUUCGGAGCAGGAAGAAUUGGCCGCCGAACAGCCACCGCCCCGCCGCUCAUCCUCGCUGCGCGCAGUGACGAGCGCGGUAUCACUGAAUGCCGAGGAGGAGUCACAGGAUCCGCUCCGGAACGAAGAAAACGCUCAGGGUGAAAGCGACAACGAGUUCAACUUUCACGAGGCCGAAACCGAGUCCGAUUCCGACGACAACCAGAGCACACAGGAUGCGCAACGAAGCGUGCAGACCGGUGCAACGGCCGGUUCGGAUACAGGUCUCAACUCGCUCCUGUUUGACAAUGAAGACGAUUCGGGCGACUCCACACAACCGGAUGACGAGGGUUCCGAGGAUGGCGAGAGUGAUGGCCAUUCGACGGUCGACUUCAACCUGAACGACGAGCAGCUCGAGCGUCGCCAGACCCCGGGAGGAAAUCAGCGUAACAAUCUUGCCCCACAGUCGAUGCAGUGGGCGAUCCGAAGUCGCGACACGGUCGCUCCCGAGCGGGUCCGGUUAGCUACGGGCAGCUCGAACCUGGUGUUUAUCGACCCAAGCACAUUGCGUCGCUCGACGGCCGCCUUAACCGCUGCCCAGCAGCAGGACCCUCCGACGAUGACGACCACGGCCAGUGCUCUGGCACGGGCUUUUGGCAUCAUUUUGCGUCAGAUUUCGGAUCUACUCGGUAUGCUACCGACGCCCACGAGCAUGACCGGAGCGCUUGAUGUGACGCAUCAAGAAGCCGUUCAGCUUCAGAUGUACGUUGAAAGGCGCCUGAAACCGACCUGGGACUGGAUACUGACGGUAAUGGAGGCCACCGAGUCGCAGCUUCGGUUCGGCGCUUCCCUUACCGACUCUACCGAUCCAUCGCAUCCGUUGCAUCCGCUUAACAUACCGACGGCCGGUUCUAGUAGCAGCGAAGGGGUUUCCACACCUGCCACAAUGCUCGGAGUACCGGCAGGCAGUAGAAGCAGAGCGACAAUCAGUACGCUCGGUGCCGCGUCCACUGCACGCAGUCUAGGAUUUGCUGAUAGCGAACGCAACGGGCGCGAUGGUGGUUCGUCUUCAUCCGCUGAUUCCGAGUCGAGCCGGCGUGAUUUCCUCACGUACUGUCUGUCGCUGAUGCGUGGUCACAACUCGGAGCACCGCGAUUCGCUCCCGGUGCUGGACGUGACGGCACUGCGUCACGUGGCCUACGUGCUGGACGCGAUUCUCUUCUACAUGCGUGCUUCGAACGAAUUCGACAUCGAUCGUGCGGCCGCCGCUUCCGGUGCCUGGGACGAUCAGGAUGAAAAUGACAACGAAGAAGCCGAAGAAGAAGUGACUCCGAUCGUCAUGGACACCGAUUCGGUGGAUGACGACGUCCUGACGCGUCCCUCGCUCGGUCGGCGCCAUUCGUUUUUCCAGCGUUCGGAUUCGACACUGUGUCUCGGCUGUCCGGCACCUGACCCGUUCAACAUUUCGCUCGCCGAAGCGCUUCCCCUGGCCGAUCAGCCCCAUCGGUUGCAGCCGAACGCGAAGCGCGAAGAUCUUUUCGGCAUGCCAAAGCGACCGAUAACGCUGCCCCCGACGAACGGUAGCAGCGAUCAAUCGUUGAUGGCGGGCAAGACACUCACAUGCGAAGGCGAAGGUAGCGGCACUUCCGGUGCCAAUCUUGAACUUCCUCCGGUCCGCCUAAGCCUCUCUGCUUCGAUACGUAACGAAGCGGGCUCUGCCAGCAGCACCACCGCAGGCGGCACAAUGGACUCUACCGAUGGGAUCGCAUCGUACGCCGCGGAGGGACAGGACGGUACGAUGCCAGCAUCUCCUGCGCCACCUCCACCGCCGGCCAUAGACUCGUCCAGGGUGCGGGUUGAAAUUUCCCUCCCCGUAGGAAUUUACCAAGCCACAGAGGCUGCGGCGGCUGCUGCAGCUUCCUCAGCAUCCAGCAGCAGUAAGUCCUCCGUCGAAACGGAGGCAGCAGGCAGUGGCAGCAGCAGCGGCCACGCAUCAAAGCCGCCUGUUGACAUGCAACAAUCGCCAAAACCACCGCCACCACCACCUCCGCCGACGACGAUGAUUACGGCCGGCACUAGUGGUGGUAGUAGUAGCGGCGGCGGCGGCGGCGGUGGUAGCAACGGUGGCAGCAACAGCGGCAGCUCGUCCUCGUUUACCGAGAUGUACUACAAGAAGAACCGGCUCUACUACGUGAAGAACAAGUACAGCGAAGAGUCCGACGUCGAUGAAGUGAGUAUCAGCUCCGAGGAGCCGCAGGACUUGUCGCAAUCGUCGAUUAAAAUCGAUGUCGAUACGGAUCAGGAUCACGACGAGCUGUCGGAAUCGGACUCGGAAGACUCGCUCCUCAAACAGACACCCAUCAAGCGCCCGAAGCUGGACGAGGCUGCGCACGCGGCCGGAGAGGAGCACCCGUCGGGUAGCGGCGGCGGCAGCAGCAGCAGCAGCAGCAGUGUGCAGGGCGGAAGUGCUCAAAUCCUCGGCGGAGAAGUGGCUGCUGGAGGACAACAGCAACCACUACCACAGGAGCCCCUGUCCGCAAUCAGACCACCGAUCAUAGUCACCCGUCGGAAGGCGGCUGUAGCGGCUGCUGCAGCUGGUGACCCGCUAGGCACAUCUGAUGCCGUGUUAAUGGUAAAUUCGGUACCAGAACACGUUGCUGGCGGCAGCGGCGGUGGUACAUCAUCGGGCUCAGGUUCUGGCCACUCGGUGUCCUUCGCUAACCCGCUGGUGACCGUCGUGGCGACGGGAGGCAGCUCGGCAGCCCCAGGAUCAUCGCCUGGCAAGAGUGUGAUCGUUCGUGCGGGAUCAUCCGCUCCGUCUACGGCGGUGAGUACAGCAAAAACAACGAUCGAUGCACGAUCGUUUUCUGGGCUGAGUGUAUUUGCUGCAAACAGCGCCAUUGUCAGUGGCGGGCAGCCCGUUAGUGCGGGCGAACUGCUGCAGUCGGGUGAAGCUAUGGACAUCCAGGAGAUCUCGGCGCACGUCACCGUCGAAACCACACCGACGGUGGUGCCCGCUGCGCUGCAACCGGAACUGCCACCUCGCGGCCUCUACCUUCGAGGUGCAUCCAGCCAGCACACGCCCAUCUUUUCCGACAUUUUGCUCGGUCGCUGGCGCCUGUCUUUGAUUUUGUUCGGUCGUGUCUUCCUAGAGGAUGUGGGGGUCGAGCCCGGCAGUGUGAUCUACGAGCUGAAUGGGUUUCCGGUGAAAGAGGCCAAAUUUCGGCGUUACAUGGAGAAGCUACGGCACGCCCAACAGAAGGAUCUCGCGCUGCUAAAGAUGGAACGUAACCGGGCCGCACUGCUGACGCAAACGUUUAAGGAGCUCAACACGCUGUACAACAAUCGACGCGUCCAGCAGCCGCUCGCGUUCAGUCGAGUGAAGGUGACGUUCAAGGACGAACCGGGCGAGGGAUCGGGUGUGGCACGAAGCUUCUACACGGCCAUCGCAGAAGCGUUGCUGGCGAACGAGAAGCUUCCUCCGCUGGAUGCGGCCCAAACCGGACCGACAAAGUAUGGGGCCGGUCCGUUCAACAGUAUGCUACAGAAGCAUCGGGGCAGUGGCGGCGGAACUAGCGGAACCAUCGGUGUCAGUAAUUCUGCCGGCAGUGGCAGUGGUGGCGGCGGCGGCCCCAAUGCUGGAGGAGGAGGUAGCAGUGGUAGUAGUUCGCGACGGGGACUUUCCAGCAAGCAGCCGCUCUGGCGGCCAAACCGCGAACCUCGCAAAACGCUCAACUACGACGCUCGGCCUUUCCGGCCGGCCAUUGAGUUAAAUGCGGCGGUAGCAGCGGCCGGUGGUGGAGGAGGAGGAUCCGGUGGCUCGAGCUCGUCGGCCGCCGGGGGAAACAGUAGUCCACCGUUUUUGCACGUCUCCGAUGGCUUGUCGGUACAGCAGCAGCAACUAGGCGAACGGCUUUUCCCGAAGGUGCAACAGCAGCAUCCAGCGAAUGCGGCCAAAAUCACGGGCAUGCUCCUGGAGUUGCCCCCCACACAGGUGCUUCUGCUACUCGCGUCCGACGAUAGUUUGCGCCAAAAGAUUGGCGAGGCGCUCGAGAUCAUUAUGCAACGGCAACGGCUGGAAAUGGAGGGAGCUCUCCCGAACGGUAACGGGGCUGGCCAAACGACUUCCUCCGCGAGUGGCGCGGCCAGUGGAUCUUCGCUCGUUAGCAUGGCGCCCGCUGGCAGUAGCAGCAGCGGCAGCAGCAGUGCCAACACCGGUCCUGCCGGUCCAUCAUCGAUUGGCGGAAGCUCGAUCGGUGGCGAUGCAAGUGUUGCCGGCGUCGGUGGGCCGACCGGUUCACUGCUGUCGAAAAAGAGCACCGGUAACAGUUCGAUGCUGAUUCUCGACGACUGCCAAUUGGACGCUCCACUGUUCUAUACGCCCGGGAAACGCGGGUUCUACAGUCCCCGCCAGGGCUAUCCGUCGAGCGAGCGUAUCAAUGCAUUCCGCAACGUCGGAAGAUUGAUCGGAUUGUGCUUGUUGCAAAACGAACUGUUUCCUCUGUUCCUUCAACGCCACGUACUGAAGUUCAUCCUGCGGCGACAGAUCCGCUUCCAUGAUCUGGCGUUCUUUGACCCGGUUCUGUAUGAAUCACUGCGACAGCUCAUCAAGGAUUCCCAAACCAAGACCGGGAUUAGCACACUGCAGAGUCUGGAGAUUAACUUUGUGAUUGAUCUGAUGCAAGAGGAAGGAUCUGGCACGGUGGAGCUCGUUCCAGGCGGGCGCGAUAUGCAAGUAAACGAAACCAACGUCUUCGACUAUGUACGCAAGUACGCCGACUAUCGUAUGAUCAGCACGCAAAAGAAAGCACUGGAGGCCAUCCGUUCCGGUGUGUUCGAUGUGCUGCCCGACACUGCGCUCGAUCAGCUGACUGCGGAAGAUUUGCGGCUGCUGCUGAACGGCGUUGGUGACAUUCACGUUGGCACUCUAAUCUCCUACACGUCGUUUAACGAUGAAUCGAACGAGAACAGCGAUAAGUUGAUCAAAUUCAAACGCUGGCUCUGGAGCGUCGUGGAAAAGAUGAGCAACUUGGAGCGCCAGGAUCUGGUAUACUUCUGGACCGGAUCACCGGCACUACCAGCGUCCGAGGAAGGCUUCCAACCGAUGCCAUCGGUGACGAUUCGCCCGGCCGACGAUGCCCAUCUGCCUACGGCCAACACCUGUAUCUCCCGGCUGUACAUACCGCUGUACUCGAGCAAGGCGGUUCUACGGCAUAAGCUGCUGCUGGCGAUCAAAACGAAAAACUUUGGGUUCGUUUAAAACGCACGCGUUUUCCCUUCUUCCGUUCGCAUCGAUUAUCCGAUUUGUUCUUUAUGGCGUGUAGUCCGUAAUUGUUUAGGACUUCUUUUUGUUUUCAUGUUAUGUUCUAUGCUUUGAUUUUUUCGUUGCUUCACAUUACUACGGCACGGUGUUGCUGGGCCGGUUUUAGAUGUAUGUAAAACAAAACUAUUCUUUGUUCGCUUCGGAUUAGUCGUAAGAAGGAAGAAACAAAUGAAAAGCCUAGCAGUAGAGAGUGUAUAUUUAGGUGAUACUAGUAUAAAUAUUCAAUGCCGGCGAAUUGGCAAGAGUGGCGAGCAGAACACACCUCUAGGGUGCCACCCCUUCCUGGAUGGCGCUGCAUGAUGGGCGAUAUUUUCAGUUUCGUGGACAGAAAAACCUUCCGAAGGAAUUGAUAGGAAGAGAACAACAGUAAUUCCACACCAGACGCCUGGCAUAAACUCUCUCUCUCUCUGUCUCUCGGCCCGGGGAAAUUCGCACCCACUAAUUGGCGAGAAGAGAAGUUGUUUGGAUUAUUCGUUCUUUUUUAUUUAGCCCAGUCGCUUUUCAUGUUUUGUCAAUCGGACUAUAGAGAGGUAUGGUUUGUUUACUAAAAAAUGAAUUGAGCGCAAGGUAAGAGGAAAUAAGAGGAAAGUAGUAGUAAGAGGAAAUAAUAGUGAAGUUUAGGAAAACGCUGCCACCAUGUACGAAAAGAGCGUUAUGGUGAAUGAUGAUAAACAGUGAACUAUACGAAGUAGGCGCGGACUGGAGAAGAAAGGAAAUAAAACACAUAGCUAUGAAGCGAAAAAUAAUAAAUUACUAUUACACUACUCCUAGGGAAUAAAUAGCAUGCAAAUAUCAUAAUAAAACGAUAUCUAUAAAUAUAUACAUA